Molecule: messenger RNA, 1485 nt
Organism: Naegleria fowleri
Lineage: Eukaryota; Heterolobosea; Eutetramitea; Acrasida; Naegleriidae
Exons: 3
Coding region: 1-1485 (494 amino acids)
Biological process (GO): proteolysis
Cellular component (GO): cytoplasm
Molecular function (GO): calcium-dependent cysteine-type endopeptidase activity
Source: RefSeq, a predicted model, not a curated record
AUGCCAGAAGAAGCAACCGAUCUGACGAAACUCUCAGCUUACGUUAUUAAAGAUACUGUCCGGGAUUUUAAAGCAAAAUAUGGGCACUUGGAAGGAAAGACACCUCAAUAUCAAACGACGUUUCAAACACUAUCAAAGUGGGAGGCAGCGAUGGAUAAUGGGCUUUCGUUGGCUAAACCUCCACACGUCGAGCACUAUUUGAAUUACGUGAAAAAAGUCAACUCGGACUUUGAAUCGAGUCUUCAAACGUGGUAUCCGAGUAAUUGUGCCACGCUCGAUAAGGAAGAUAAGAUUUUACAGGAAUGGUACAGCCCUCCCAAUAUUCCUGAUUUCACGAAAAUGUCAAAACAAGAAAUAUUGGAUAUUUGCAAAAAAUUACCCUCCCAUCCGAGAUUUGAUUCCAAUGUUCAAUCUGUAAUUUCAUGCAUCGAAAGAUAUGACAAGCUAGUACAGUACAUCAAAUUGGUGAAGGAUUAUUAUUGCAUCUUGAACGGAAUAUUCAACCCAACGAAAGAAAUUGCUGAAAGAUGUCAACGAUUCAAAUCUAGCGCAGUGUUUUGUGACAAUGACUUCAAUAUGAGCGAAUGGGAUUUUUAUGAGAAAGUAACGGCAUGGUUGAGACCAUGCGAAUUAUGUGAUGACCCUCAGUUAUUCUUCGAAGGAGUCGAUAUUCAAGAUGUCAGACAGGGCGUUCUUGGAAAUUGUUAUUUUUUGGCUGCAGUUUCGAAUUUAGCUUACAGAAAUCCUCGAAUCAUUAAGGGGUUAUUCAAAGAGUACGAUGUGAAAACAGGAAAAGCAGUGGUGCGAUUUUGGAAAGACGGAAAGGAAGUCCUUGUUACCAUCGAUGAUCGUCUCCCUUAUGGAGGAUGGGGCAAGGUUUUGGGAGCCAGGUCGGCCACAGUAAAUGAAUUUUGGAUUUGUUUGCUUGAAAAAGCAUUUGCCAAAUACAUGGGAGGAUACAAACAAAUUGGACAUGGAGGUCAAUCCGAUAUCGCUUUCAGCUUGUUAACGGGUGCUCCAUGCAUGCCAGGUCUCACUGUGACACCAAGUUCCAACCCUCUCGAUGUUUGGCGCUUCUUAAUGGACGUGAACAAGAGGGGAGACGUGCUUUUUGUGUAUUCUCCACAAAAUUAUAAGGAAACUGAGAAGGUUAGCGGUAUUAAGGAAUAUCAUGCAUAUGCAAUUUUGGAAACAGUGAAAGUCGAAGAUGAGGAUAAGAUUCAUCGUCUGAUUAAAAUUAUGAAUCCUUGGGGAUACAUGGCAAACGAAUUUACAAAAGAACAAAUCAAACAAAACUUUUCAAGUCUCGAAUGGACAGGUCGAUACUCAGAUCACAGCCCCGAGUGGACUCCAAAACUCAUCAAGAGAUUGAGUGUCGAAUUCAAAGAUGAUGGCGUGUUUUGGAUGUGUAUUGAGGAUUUCAUUCAUCACUGGAGAGAUGUGAAAGUCAACAAAUUUUCCCAAGUUUAUGAUUCUUUUUAUUGA